UAUUUGUCUUUAUAUAAAGACAUAAAUAGUAAAGUAAAUAAAACGCAGUUUAAUUGAACUACCAUGACCAGGUUUGCUAGAGCAAAAGGCUCAAAAGCCUCCAAUGAAAAAUUGCCUGAAGAAGCAACCUCUUGGAGUGAAAUGAAGCAGGAGUUGCUGAAUAAGAAUAAGGAACUUGCUGAGCAGAAAAACCGGGAAGCGGCUGUUCAAAGAAGAGCAGACAAUUACAAGGCCUUCCUGGAUGAUGUUGAAGAAGAAGAAAAUAAGAAAAUUGAGUGGGCUGAUUUUCCUGUAACUGCAGCAAGUGCUAAACCGUCAAGCAAAAGAAAGUUUACUGCAGACAAUAAGGGAUUUGCCAAUGGCAAGCCAGCGGCAAAAAAAGUUAAACAGCAGCUUUCGCGUGAGUCCGAAGAGCCUGACGACUCUGAAGACGACGAAUUUUCCGCUCUAAAGUCUCAGAUUGACAAAGCCCUCCUUAUGCAUAGUAAAACCGACAGUGGGGAUGAUAGCGAACCACCCGAAGAGGCGGGAAUUAAGAACAAACCAGAAGAAAUUCUUGUGAAAAAACAAAAGAUCAAAAAGCCAAAACAUAAGCUAAACAUUGUUGUUGAAAAAGAUAGUCAGGCAGCAGCUGAAUCCGAAACCAGCCAAUCAAGCAAGAAGGAGCAAACAAAGGACGAAAGAUUAAUCAGCAAAAAACGGGAUAGGAGAAUGAAGCAAGUGGAGAAACAGAAAUUGAAAAGGCCGCAAUUACGCAACGGAAAUCCAAACCCUGAUGAGACCUCACAAUCCUCUCAAACUGAAAACGGUGUUUUAGACGAAACUAAAGCUGCGAAGAAACUGGAGCGAAGAAAGAAGCAAAAAGAGAAAAAGAAACGCAAUUUAGCAAGAAAUUUGAAUAGUACGGAGGAAGUUGCUGCUGAAAAACCGCCUACUGAGCAGGAUUUGAAGAAUAUUGAAAAAAAGAAGCAGAGACGUGCCAGGCAAAUUGAGAAGAGACAAAAGUUCAAAGAGCAGAAAGCUUUAGCUCACCAGUCAGCAAAUGAUGAGACGAACUCCUCAAGUGCGAAUAAUACGGUGAAGAACGAAGACCCCAAAAGCGCUAAAAAAGCAAAACUUAACAAAAAGCCAGCCAAACCCAGGGAUAAAAAAGUCCAUCCAAGUAGGAAGCAAAAAUCGGAAACAUUAUUUCUGAAUGGCAGGACCAUAGAAGUUGACCAUGUCGAUGGCUUUCCCGUGAAGAAAGAAGACGCCCAGCGCUUGGAAACACUGAGAAAGGAAAUGAUUAGCAAAGGCUUACCAAGAAGCGAAAUCGACAUCGCUCUGAAACUGGAAAGGCGCAGAGCAGAAAGGUCGUUUGCCAGAGCAAAAAAGAGUGUUUGCUUCAAAUGCCGCCAAUCUGGACAUCUGCUGUCCGAGUGCCCUGAGCUGGACAAGGGUGAGAUGGCUGAUACAAGUGGAACAGGCAUUUGCUUUAAGUGUGGAUCAACCGAACACACGCAUUACGAGUGCAAGGUAGUAAGAGGCAUGGAGUUCAAGUUUGCAUCAUGUUUCAUUUGCAAGGAACAAGGCCAUAUUGCCAAACAAUGUCCAGAUAACCAGAGGGGAUUAUAUCCGAAUGGGGGUGCUUGCAAGGUGUGUGGCGAUGUUACGCAUCUCAAGAAAGACUGUCCAAAGUAUCAAGCACAACAAACACAACUUCAAAAUAGCUUGAGCUUGGGAACUUGGGACAAUGAUAAUCCGGAUGCGAUGGAUGGAAGUUGCAAAACUAUUCAAUAUUAAAAUAAAAUGCGACAAUAAAAAAUAAAAACCUUUUAUAUAUAUUUAUCCAAAAUCCAGCUAUAUUUGAUAAUUC
Dendroctonus ponderosae (mountain pine beetle) is the source of this 1855-nucleotide messenger RNA. RefSeq names its product nucleolar and coiled-body phosphoprotein 1. The record is from RefSeq and is a predicted model, not a curated record. NCBI's taxonomy places the organism in Eukaryota, Metazoa, Arthropoda, Insecta, Coleoptera, Curculionidae. Gene Ontology annotation, molecular function: zinc ion binding; nucleic acid binding.